GGAGCCUGUAGGAGGAAGAAGCGCCGUUUUUUCCUGCCGUGAUGACAGAAACCGACGGUACCGGCAUAUGAACCGCUCCUCUUUUCUCUGCACAUACCAAACCGGACCGGACCUUCAGUGCAUAUUCAAAUAAAAACCUUCAGAGCCCCAGAAUACGUAAUAUACAUAGUGAAUACUUAUAGAUUCAGACACUUUAAUGUCGGGCAUUAGACAAAUAAAUCAUAUGAUGGAGACGGAGAUCCACGUGCCGGUGGGGUCACCGGCGAUCAGAAAAUUCCCGAUAUUCGUGGAUGAGCACAAUGUGACGGAGGGUGCGAUGAAGCUGAUCAAAGAGCUCAGACCGCGCUGGGACCCGAACCUGAUCCGGACCAAGCUUUUCACCGAUGGUACAACUAACAAACUGGUGGGGUGUUAUGUGGAGGACUGCCUCGAGGAUGUGGUGCUGGUAAGGGUGUACGGCAACAAGACGGAGCUGAUCGUGGACCGAGACAAUGAACUGAAGAGCUUCCAGGUUCUGCACGCCAACGGUUGCGCACCUCGACUUUACUGCACCUUCCAGAAUGGCAUCUGCUAUGAGUUCAUGCAAGGACGUGCUCUGGAUACUCAAGACGUCAGGGACCCUGUGUUACUCAGGCUGAUUGCACGUGAAAUGGCUCGCAUUCACGCCAUCCACGCACACAACGGCUGCAUCCCCAAACCCAACCUGUGGAUCAAAAUGCGCAAGUACUUCUCACUGGUGGCCACUGAGUUCACAGACCAAGCAUCUAACGUCAGAAUUCAGCAGGAAGUGCCCAGUCAGGAAGUUCUAGAACAGGAAAUGAUGUGGAUGAAGGAAUACCUGUCGCAGCUGGGUUCUCCUGUAGUGCUCUGUCACAAUGACCUGCUCUGCAAGAACAUCAUUCACAAUGCAAAGGAAGGUCAUGUUCGGUUUAUCGAUUAUGAAUACUCAAGUUACAACUACCAAGCAUUUGACAUUGGAAAUCAUUUUAAUGAAUUUGCAGGCAUGAGUGAACCCGACUAUAACCUUUAUCCCAGUCGAGAAAUGCAGUUGGACUGGUUGCACACUUAUUUGCAGGCCUACAAGCUCUUUACCAAGAAAGGUGAAGAGGUAAGCCAGCGUGAACUGGAGACGCUCUACGUACAGGUCAACAAAUUUGCUCUGGCUUCACAUUUCUUCUGGGGUUUCUGGGCCCUGAUCCAAGCCAAGUACUCCACCAUCGAGUUUGACUUCCUCGGGUAUGCCGUGCUGCGUUUCAAUCAGUACUUCAAGACCAAACCUGCUGUAAUGGCCCUGGAGAUCCCCAAAUGAGACGUCAAGAUUGAGAGGACAGUGCUGGUAUCUGCUGACCUCAUCGUUGACUGUUUGACUAUGGAAUCAGAGGCCUUUUCAGUCAGGGAAGGGUAUGGGGUGCAGCAGGGGUGAGCACUGGGACCUCUUAUGAUUGGUUGGCAACUUGUCUGCUAAGUUGUAGUUCCACAAAUUCUUGAUUCCUUUUUCAAACACCAUGUUUCUCUUUGGGACUCAUCUAGUUCCCCUUGAAAUGAGUGUGUUUUUUAUGUUUUAAUUACAGUUUAUUUAUUAAUUAUUAUUGGGCACUUGUUUUGCACCAAAGUAGUCCUUGCACUCUUGGAGCCGACUUUGCUUUGACUUCUUGUUAUGGGUUUUGCGGUGUGAGAACCAUAGCAAACUUACGCAGAAUUUGCUGUGAAGGAGGCCUGUAGUGAUGUUUAGCAAGGGGAUAUGUUGAUACUGCGGGCAUUGACUUACACUAAGCAUCCAGCCUGUGGCUUCAUAAUGCUUCUGUCAAAUGGAUGUGGCCCACCGUUGUUUCUUUUGCAAAGUCCAAAAAAAAGUACUUUCAGAUUUAUCUUACUGUGCAGUAAUGGGGUUAUGUAUAAAAAUCCUGGCUGGUAAUACAAAAGUUUCUGUUUAAGAGCCAAAAGGACUUGACUCAGGAACUAAAUACUUACCGAGGUCAAAAUCCUGCCCUGUUCUGCACUAUUACGCACUUGAGCAAAUGACUUAAACCCUGCAUUUAGUCCCCUGUAAGUCACUUUGGAUGAAUGGCGUCAGCUAAAAGGCAAGUAACCAAGUAACCAUUGAAGUCAAUGUAACCUCACUCCAGACAUUCCCAAGAAGUCAGGGCCACGAGACCCCUCAGCGUCUCAGCUACAUUUCCACCUAUUUAGCUUUUAUGGUUAUGAGGAUUUCUGUUGAAUUUUCCACUCAUCACAGGCUGAGGAAUAUUACCACCUGCCUCCCACUUCCCCCUCCCUCCCUCGCUCUCUGUCCUAAAUGCGUUUGCAUCACCUGGCAGAGCUCAAACUGAGAUUUGAAAGUCAUUAUCUGCUCAAUGAUCACUAAGCUCAUUCCUAAUGUAACCCCCCUCCCUCCCCAAACGUCAAUCUAAUGGUUUUCCAAAACUGGAAAAGGGGGCAAUAUUUAUGUAACAGUGUGUUGUAGUUUGAUUCAGGUCACCAUCUGUGAGGACUCAAUGUCCUGGAGUGAAAAGGACAAGAUUAUUUAAGUUUGGAGUAUUCAUUUGCAAUUUAGUAAUAUAAUUGCCAUUUCAUCUUAAAUACCUGGACUGUCUGGUUAUGUUUUUUUUUUGUUUUUUUGUUUUUUUUUCAGAAACAUUUUGAAUUACAUUUUAGUUUCAGUGCUGUUCAUCUAAACUUCUCUCACCUACAAGAUCAUAAUUUCACAUUUCCCAGUCUUUUGCUUUAUUUAACUUCUUUGUCGCAUAUAUUAUGCUUUCGCUGUAAAAUGAUGUCCAUUUUUGUCUGAGUAAAACAUUUCAGUAGAAACUUGCAAAAGCUCCACAAAGCACAAAAUCAUCUGUUUAUUUUGUCAUGCAUAUUGAACAUGCCAAGAAUUGCACCAUUUUGGUCACUCCAGCUGUAAUAUUGUACUGUAAAUGGAGGUAGAGAGAUAUUUGUGGGAAUCUGUCAAGAACAUGUCAGGCCAUAUUUUUGUCAAAAGCCUUUUUUUUUUUUUUUUUUUUUUUACAACUGUUACGAUUAAUGUAAUAGGACAAAUUCUAAUUAUUGCUUAACAGUAUUGAGAAUCCUGUGAAAAUUAAGAAGUAUGAGAAUUAAAAAACAUGUGGAGGCAUUAAAAGAACAUGGGGAGAGAAAUAAGCUAAAUUAUGGAAAUGUCAGACUGCAAGAAAAACAUGUUCUGUUAUCUUUUAAUGCUAAAUGUAAUUUCUUAAUUUUCCUCAUUACUUCUGUCAUGCAUUGUGACCUGAAUAUGUUUUUGUGAGACUCAUCCAUUUUGAGCAUCACUGGAAUCUGUCUGGCAGCUUGUUGAACCCAAGUGCCCUUUUAUUGACCGACCAGAUCAGUCCCUGAUCAAUUAGUACAGCAGUCAUUUUCAGCCCAUCUUGAAACUGAAGCUAGAUGUUGCGUUUGAGCAGUGGGGUCACGGUGAAAUCUCUGAGGUGUCUGUGGCUCUGUGUCAGGAGCAGGUUAAUAAUGAAACGCUUUGAGCUGCAGGCGACGACUGAAAGCAAGAGGCCCUUCAACAAAAUCAUGAAUAAUUUUGUAGCCAAUGUUUCUCUAAUGAGUUGGAACUGCCUGAUAGCUCUGUGCUAAUAUACUGUGUUCUGGUUGUGUUCACUUUUUACUGCUUAGAUCUAAGAAAUGUGAGUUGCAGUUUUAAGGUGAAUCUUGAGAAAACAAUUCCAGGUCAAAUUUCACCAUACAAAUUAAAGAAAUAUGUUGCAUACAGAAAAAGCAAAAACAUGCCCAUUUCUGUAAAAAUCAAUCAAUCAAUAAAUACUGUCUGAACAUUAUUUGUUCAUGAAAAUCAGUGUAGAUUAAAUUCAAAAUACUUUAAAUCUAUUCCACAAAUGUGCUAUACGAUUUAAUUUGUUUUAUGUGCAUUACAGUAAUGAAAAAUUAUUAGAAUUACAGUAAACUACUGGGAUUAAUUUUCAUAAUGAGAAAAAAAAAAAGUCCUAAAAUUUGCUUCACAUUCUUUAUUCUUUAUUGAUAGUUUCCACAAGAUUCUACUUUUAAGGUCAGCUGAUGCAUUUUUACAUCUUUGUCACUUUGUGGUCCGUGAUGACUGUUGACUAAAAAAGCGGAAAAAAUAUUUAUAUAGGUUGCAUAUUCCUUACACGCAUGAUGAAUGUUAUAAAUUUGAUCAAUAUGUUCGUAUAACAGGAGCGCAAUUGCAAGAUAUGUGUGUAGAUUUGUGAAUGUGUCCAUCAGAAAACUACUUCUGUAAAAUAUUAGUUACAUGUCAGUUUUCUUUUAUGAUAUGAAGGCCAUUUUUAAUGUGAAGGGGGAAAUGUUUACAAACACCAUUCCCGUUUCCUAGAAAGCUUAUUUUGUUGAACUGAGAUUAUAUUUUUUUCACUUUAAUAUCAACUUCUUAAUGUAGCUACAGCUGUUUAUUCCAUUUGGAAUGGAGAUGGUAGAACAAAGUAGAUUUUAACAUCCUAGACAUUUCAUAGCGCCACCCCUGUAUAUAAUAUCAUCAUCUCUAUUAUUUGAAAUGACCUUGUAAAUAUCCCUUUUUAAACCUCUGCUCUUAAAAGGGAUGUUUACAGGAAGCAUCUGUGUUGGGAUUUUUGUUCCGUCUGCUUUAUUGAAAACAUACCAAACAAGUCGGCUUCACAGUGUGCGCUUUAUUUGAGAUCAGUUCUUUUGUGAAUGUACUGAAGAAAUGUACAGAUUAUGUUUCAUUUAUACUUACAUCUUUGGUAUUUCUACUUGUUUUGUAUAUUUAACUGAACUGGGAGUGUAUUGGAUUGUUAGGUUGGGAUGGACCCAAGUGUGUGUUUGCUGGAGACCAGCAGGCGGCGCCACUGUAGCGCAGCGAGGCCUUUGGCGCUGAUAAGGAUUCUGUAAAUACUGUGAAAUAUUGUGAAAAAUACUGUACAAUGUUUUCGCUUCUAUUCAACUGUGAGGAGUAAUUUAAUAAUUAUUCAGAUUUUCCAUUAAAAUGUCGAGUUGCAUCUAACUGUGUGCAAAUGUCCUUUUUCCCUUUGAUACUAUAGAAUA
Molecule: messenger RNA, 5013 nt
Organism: Onychostoma macrolepis
Lineage: Eukaryota; Metazoa; Chordata; Actinopteri; Cypriniformes; Cyprinidae
Gene: etnk2
Product: ethanolamine kinase 2
Exons: 8
Coding region: 197-1309 (370 amino acids)
Biological process (GO): phosphatidylethanolamine biosynthetic process
Cellular component (GO): cytoplasm
Molecular function (GO): ethanolamine kinase activity
Source: RefSeq, a predicted model, not a curated record